GUCCUCCCCGAUAGCAAACUUCAACUUGGUGGAUUGUGAUCUUUGUGAUUCACAAUUACCCCCAGAAUCUGCGAAUGCAAUACCCUCUAUUCACAAUGGAGAAGAUCACCGACAAGAUCGCCGCCCUGCCUCCGGGCUCCAAUUACUUCUCUCUCGAAUUCUUCCCUCCCAAGACCUCAAUGGGAAGCGCCAAUCUGCGCGCGCGACUUGAUCGCAUGUCCCGAGCGCUGCGACCAUUGUUCGUGACUGUAACUUGGGGAGCUGGAGGAAGUACGGCAGAAAAGAGCUUGGAGCUGGCAGAGCUGUGCCAGAGAGAAUUGGGGCUGACGACAUGUUUGCACUUGACAUGCACGAAUAUGAGCAAGAAGUUGGUAGACAAGGCGUUGCAGGAUGCGAAAGCACUUGGCGUACGGAAUAUAUUGGCAUUGAGAGGAGAUCCACCAAGGAGCGAGGAAUACAAAGAGAGGAUAAAUGUGAACGGGAACGGAAUUGAGGGCAUGGAAGAGGAGGACGAGUUCGAGUGGGCAAUUGACUUGGUGAAGUACAUCAGGAAGAUGUAUGGAGACUAUUUCUGCAUAGGUGUCGCAGCCUACCCAGAAGGACAUGCAGACGAAGGUCAUCCAGAGGGCCAAAGUCUGGAACACGAUCUACCUUAUUUGGUGGGGAAGACACAAGCUGGUGCGGACUUUAUCAUGACACAAUUAUUCUUCGAUGUGGAGGCUUACGACAAAUUCGAAAAGCGAUUGAGGGAGCAUGAGAGCGGAGCUUUCAAGACAAUACCUAUCAUACCUGGGAUGAUGCCAAUUCAGAGCUACCAGAUGAUCAAGCGGACGACAAAACUAAGCCAUGCGAGGUUACCUCCCAAUAUCAUAUCGAGGUUGGACGAGGUGAAGGGAGAUGAUGAGAUGGUGAAGAAAGUUGGAGUAGACAUUGUGAGCGAAAUCGUCACACAUAUCCAGCAAGAAGCAGCCCCUGGACCUCGAGGAUUUCAUUUCUACACUCUCAAUCUCGAGAAAGCAGUUUCUUUCAUUUUAGAGAGGACGAAUCUGAUCCCGACUGAAGACCUGGAAGACGAAUCCGCAGUCCUGGAAAUUUCUGUACCACUGCAGUCACUGAGUGUCAAUGGCGCACAUAGCAACCAUGCCUCUCGGCGGCAGAGCAGUAUUGGCUCAGAUCCACACAAUCGGGUAAUAGUCACAGGCCCAACUUCAAACAGUGAUUGGGAAGCCACAGCACUAGAUGCUGCUAUGCCAGCAGAUCCUAUCAACACCCGUGCAAACACACUUGCCAUCUCAGAAGGCGAAGGCGCUUUAGGACGUGAAGCUACUUGGGAUGAUUUCCCCAACGGCAGAUGGGGCGACGCUCGAAGUCCUGCGUACGGUGAAAUUGACGGCUAUGGUGUCAGCUUGCAUAUGAGCGUGAACCAAGCUAUCAAGCUGUGGGGUUUCCCUAAGUCCGUAGGAGAUAUCACCGAACUAUUCAUCAAGCAUAUCGAGGGAUCGCUCUCGGCGAUUCCUUGGAGUGAGGAAGGUCUGAACGAAGAGACAAAUACCAUCAAGUCUCAGCUAUUGCAACUCAACCAAAAAGGAUGGUGGUCAGUGGCUUCCCAACCCGCCGUCAAUGGUGUUAGGAGUACAGAUCCAGUAUUCGGAUGGGGUCCGAGGAACGGUUUCGUCUUCCAGAAGGCAUUCAUUGAGCUUUUCCUACCCUCCAAAGAUUGGACUCCUCUAAAAGAGAAGCUUAUGAGCGAAGAGAUUAAGGAGAAUGUAUCCUGGUACGCGGCGAAUGCUAGUAGCCAAUUCUUCUCAUCCGACUCUCUUAUGGUUAAUGGUGUUGGCACAAGAGGAGAUGAAGGAGGAAGCACAAACGCGGUGACUUGGGGAGCAUUUCCAGGCAAAGAGAUCAUCACGCCCACCAUUAUCGAGGAAGUGAGCUUCAGAGCUUGGGCUGAAGAAGCCUUUGGAAUCUGGGAGGAGUGGGGACGUGUCUACGAGAGGGAAAGUGAAAGCAAGAAGCUUAUUGAAGGCGUCAGAGAGGAUUAUUGGCUGGUGAAUGUUAUUCAUCACGGCUAUGUGGAGGGUGAGGGGCUCUGGGAUCUGUUACUGAAGUGAUGAACCUUCAAAAUAAGGAUUGGUGAAAGCAUAGGAAGCGGACAAAGGCAAUCUUUAAUAGUGUAUAAGCCAAAGCAUUUGGGGUGCAUUUGCAGGAGUCAUGAUGGUCUGAGCAUGAAUCUUGUUGACAGUAAAUGGAGUUGAUGGGGGAGCAAGCAGUCAAGGCUGCAACUUGUAUCAAGUGAGAUAAAUGCAUGAUGAAUAUUAGGAGCUGAAACUAGAAAAGCUCUAAACACUGUCCUUUG
Mollisia scopiformis is the source of this 2356-nucleotide messenger RNA. Its product is annotated as putative methylenetetrahydrofolate reductase 2. The transcript is spliced from 2 exons. NCBI's taxonomy places the organism in Eukaryota, Fungi, Ascomycota, Leotiomycetes, Helotiales, Mollisiaceae. Gene Ontology annotation, cellular component: cytosol. Gene Ontology annotation, molecular function: FAD binding; methylenetetrahydrofolate reductase [NAD(P)H] activity. Bases 75 to 2111 code for a protein of 678 amino acids. Gene Ontology annotation, biological process: tetrahydrofolate interconversion. The record is from RefSeq and is a predicted model, not a curated record.